CGAACGUCCACGGCGACGCUGCCACUUGUCUUCGUUCUCUCGGGGGGAGGAGAUAGUCUCGGCUCUCUGCUGUGCGGCGCUGGCGAAAGAGGGGUUUUGAUCGCUUCCUUCGUCUCUCUGUCGCACGAUUUAAUAAAGCCUGUGUCGUUCAUGUUAACUCCCACGAAUUCCCGUUUCACUGGUACAGUGAAGUGGACGACGGACCGAGUACCUACACCAACUUAAACUUGGAUAUCAAUGGAGGGCGGUGUGACUGUAGCGGACAAGGCAGAAUUCAAGGAGUGCCUGCGGCUGUCCUGGACACAGCCUUACAUCCUUCAACUUGUCCUGUCUGCUGGCAUUGGCGGUCUUCUUUUCGGAUAUGAUACAGGUGUCAUAUCGGGAGCCCUCCUGUACAUUAGAGAUGACUUUGCUGCGGUGGAAAAGAGCACUGUAUUAAGGGAGACAAUAGUCAGUAUGGCUGUUGCUGGAGCUAUAGUUGGAGCUGCAUUUGGUGGCUGGAUGAACGACAAGUUUGGAAGGAGGCCUUCCAUCAUACUUGCCGAUGCACUGUUCUUUGGAGGUGCCGUUAUCAUGGCGUUUUCCCCAACACCUAGAGUUAUCAUUGUUGGGAGGGUAUUUGUUGGUCUUGGUGUUGGAAUGGCUUCCAUGACAGCUCCUCUGUACAUCUCUGAAGCCUCCCCUGCUAGGAUCAGAGGUGCUCUAGUGAGCACAAAUGGGCUUCUCAUCACUGGUGGCCAGUUCUUGGCCUACCUCAUCAAUCUAGCCUUCACUAAGGUGCCAGGGACCUGGCGGUGGAUGCUUGGCAUUGCAGGGGUUCCUGCCCUGGUCCAGUUCGUACUGAUGCUGAUGCUGCCAGAAUCACCAAGAUGGCUCUACAGGAAGGGCAGGAAAGAGGAAGCAGCAGCAAUCUUGCACAAGAUUUACCCUGCGAAUGAGGUCGAGGAAGAGAUUGACUCAAUGCGCCGGUCUGUCGAAGAAGAGGUGCUCCUUGAGGGCUCCAUCGGUGAGAGUGGCUUCAUGGGCAAGCUGAGGAAGGCGAUGGGCAGCAAGGUCGUUCGCCGCGGGCUAACGGCCGGCGUCAUCGUCCAGGUCGCGCAGCAGUUCGUGGGCAUCAAUACCGUCAUGUACUACAGCCCGACGAUCGUGCAGCUGGCCGGCUAUGCGUCCAACAACACAGCCAUGGCACUGUCCCUCAUCACCUCGGGCCUGAACGCCAUCGGCUCGAUCGUCAGCAUGUUCUUCGUGGACAGGGCAGGCCGGAGGCGCCUGAUGCUGAUCAGCCUGGUCGGAAUCGUCGUGUGGCUCGCCGUGCUCGGCGGCACGUUCCUGGGCGCCGCACACCACGCCCCACCCGUCAGCGACCUGGAGACCCGACUGUUGGCGAACCAGAACCAGACCCAGACCCAGACGUGUCCCGAGUUCAACCCGAACGUCCGCUGGAGCUGCAUGGACUGCCUCAAGGCCGCGUCCACGUGCGGCUUCUGUGCUCACCAGGGAGACAAGCUUCUUCCGGGGGCGUGCUUGGCGCUGAACAACGCGUCUCGGCAUGCGUGCCGCGCAGACCACCGGGAGUUCUACACGGAGGGGUGCCCCAACAACUUCGGGUGGCUGGCACUGAUCGGCCUGGGCGCGUACAUCGUCUCCUACUCGCCCGGCAUGGGCACGGUGCCGUGGAUUGUCAACUCGGAGAUCUACCCGCUGCGGUUCAGGGGCAUCUGCGGCGGCAUCGCUGCCGUCGCCAACUGGGUCUCCAAUCUCAUCGUGACGCAGACGUUCCUGUCCCUGACCAAGGCGCUCGGAACAUCGGCCACCUUCUUCCUCUUCUGUGCUGUCUCCUUGCUGGCGCUCGUCAUCGUCUUCCUCACCGUGCCGGAGACUAAAGGCCUGCAGUUCGAGGAAGUGGAGCGGAUGCUGGAAAGGGAGGACUACAAGCCCUGGAAGAGGUACCAUGGUGGCAGCAGCAGCAUCGAGCCGGCGAAGAACAGUGAUAUUGGCCUCACCCCGCCAUGAAAUCCACUUGUUCUGUUAUCUAGAUUCAAGUAGAAGUAGCAAUAAUUCGUAGUGGCAGUUUAUAAUAGGCCAUCUGCUGCUAAUCUCUCUCUAGAUUUCCAAGAAGUGAAAAAAUGAGGUAUUAGUCAUUCAGUAUGAAAAUACGACAUUUGGUAGCUGCUAUACUUUGUUCUAGAGCAUUUAAUCUUGAUUUUAGCUCUGGGGUGGCUUGUGGCAUUAGUUGCGCACUGUGUUUAAGACAACAUUCAGAAUUGUUUCCUUUUUUACUUUUUACCAUUUGGUGAUGAAGAUACAUUCUGCA
Molecule: messenger RNA, 2314 nt
Organism: Zea mays
Lineage: Eukaryota; Viridiplantae; Streptophyta; Magnoliopsida; Poales; Poaceae
Exons: 7
Coding region: 238-2013 (591 amino acids)
Biological process (GO): myo-inositol transport; transmembrane transport
Cellular component (GO): membrane
Molecular function (GO): myo-inositol:proton symporter activity
Source: RefSeq, a predicted model, not a curated record